AUGUCUAGCGACAUCUUCUCCGCCAGCGGCACAAAGGGCGAUCUGGAUCAAGGAAUCUCUGUCUCGACAUUUCUUGCUUCGCUGGCCACAGGUGCCAUCGUCUUCGCCGUUGAAGCUCUCCUAUUCUUGAUGCUGAAGGGGAACCUUCGCAGAAUCUACCAACCCCGCACCUACCUUGUGCCAGACCGUGAACGAACCAAACAACCAGCUGGCCCAUUAGGAUGGGUGUAUGCUGUGUUCCAGACCACCAAUGCCGAAUUUAUUCAGAAAUGUGGCCUGGAUGCUUACUUUUUCUUAAGAUACCUCCGUAUGCUCCUGAAGAUCUUUGUGCCAAUGGGUCUGGUUAUUCUUCCCAUCUUGAUUCCUAUAAACAAAUUUGGAGGAAAAGACAACAACUUCGUCAGCAAUAUAAAUUCUACCACGUGGAACGUGACCGGCAUGGACCAGCUUGCUUGGGGAAACAUCACGCCUCAGCACACAGAUAGAUAUUGGGCACAUCUCGUGCUUGCUGUUCUAUCGAUUUUCUAUGUCUGUGCGGUAUUCUUCGAUGAAUUGCGCGGGUAUAUCAGGCUACGACAGGCAUAUCUGACUUCGCCUCAGCAUAGACUGAGAGCAUCUGCUACAACUGUGCUUGUUACUGCAAUUCCUAAGAGGUGGUUGACAGUAGAGGCCCUGACAAAUCUGUAUGAUGUAUUCCCUGGAGGAAUUCGAAAUAUCUGGAUCAAUCGUCAGUUGGACGAGUUAAAUGAAAAGGUCAAACUCAGAGACCGGCUUGCUUUGGCCUUGGAGGCUGCGGAAACUGACUUGAUAGUUAAGUGCAAGAAAGCGCAGAUGAAGCAGGCCAAAGCCGAAGCAAAGAAAUCUGGGAAGAGAGCUUCCAAGGAAAAUGAAAAGCGAAAAGAGGAAACAGACAAAAACGCCGCUGAAUUGGUAAUGCAAUCAGGUAUCAGCUCAGGUGAUCCUCACCAGGUCGCGCACAAUGUGCAAGAUGCCCUCAAGAAGAAUCGGGAAAGCAAAAAUCUGGAAGCACAUCGUCAAAAAAAGAAGAAAUUCAUCCCCUUGGUGGGUGGAGGACUUACAAAUGUUGUUGGUAAUGGGGCAACUAAGUUGGUCGGAGGUCUCAGGAAAUCGAACCAAGGUGACGAACAACGGCUGGAUAAUACCCCCGGUUUUGCUGUGUUACCGGAAGAGCCGAGUUCUACCUCCAACAGGGAAAACAGCAAAGGAAUCAAUGACCCGAGGAACCAAUAUAUCCGUUCUAGUUUCGACAGCAACAAAGACUCGGUUAAUUCAGCUCCCGACGAAGCUGGCCAACACACAUCUUAUCCAGUCAACAGCGAGGAGCAAACCUCACGCCAUCCAGGCUGGAGCCGAAAAUCAUCCGCCAACUCAAAACGAGGAAAUCGGGCUCCCGAAAUCGAUGAAAUACCUUUGACCGAAGUGGAAACUAAAGAAAGCCAGAUACGUCCGGACACGGGCACCACUGACGACAGCGCAUCGCGUGAGAAAAAAGAUAGACAGGAGUAUCCUCUAGCCUACCAUGAGAAUUGGCAAGAGGACUGCGGCGAGCCACUGUGGAAGAAGUAUAUAAGGCAAAAAGAUCGCGAAACGAUGCGUCUUCCUAUUUUCGGGAUUACCUGGAUGCCAUCUCUACCUUUUAUCGGGAAAAAGGUCGACACUAUUGAUUACUGUCGUAAAGAAGUGGCGCGGCUCAAUUUGGAAAUAGAAAUCGACCAGCAGCAUCCAGAGAAAUUUCCUCUCAUGAAUUCGGCUUUCAUCCAGUUUAAUCAUCAGGUAGCCGCUCACAUGGCUUGUCAAACCGUCAGUCAUCAUGUACCAAAGCAAAUGGCUCCACGAGUGGUGGAAAUCUCCCCAGAUGAUGUUAUCUGGGAUAACAUGUCGAUGAAAUGGUGGGAACGUUAUCUACGCAGCGGUGGCAUCUUCAUUGUUGUUUGUGGUAUGGUUGCCGGCUGGGCUAUCCCCGUCGCCUUUACUGGUCUUUUGUCACAGCUUUCUUACCUCGAAGGAACAUUUCCGUGGCUCCAGUGGCUGUCCAAAUUACCCCAUUGGCUCUUUUCAGCUAUUCAAGGUGUUCUUCCACCGUUGUUCCUCUCCUUGUUAAUGGUUGUCCUCCCCGUCAUUCUUCGAUUCUUGUCCCAAACUCAGGGCCUACAAACAGGCAUGGCCGUGGAGUUGAUGGUCUCAAACUACUAUUUUGCAUUCCUUUUCGUCCAGCUGUUCCUAGUUGUGGCCAUCUCGUCUAGUUUUUCGACACUGAUUGAUUCGGUUACAAACAUCACUGGCUGGCCGGAACUUCUCGCUGAGAACAUUCCCAAGUCUAGUAACUACUUCUUCUCCUACAUGAUCCUUCGAGCCAUGUCUGUCAGUGCUGGUGCGCUCGCCCAAAUUCUCAACUUAAUCCAGUGGUUUAUCCUCGGUCCACUGUUUGACAACACAGCGAGGAAUAAGUGGUCGCGAACCACAAACCUGGAUACGAUACAAUGGGGAAGCUUCUUCCCGGUCUAUACUACCCUAGCAUGCAUCGGUCUCAUUUAUAUUAUUGUCGCUCCACUAAUUGUCGUAUUCAUCAUUGCUACCUUUGCUCUGUUCUGGUUCGUGUAUCGCUAUAACACGCUCUACGUCACGAAAUUCCGUUUUGAUACAGGUGGGCUUUUGUUCCCCAAAGCCAUCAACCAGAUGUUCACUGGACUGUACGUCAUGGAACUGUGUCUAAUUGGUCUCUUCUUCCUUGUACGAGACGAGAACGAGCGAGUGGCGUGCCAGGGUCAAGCCAUUGUGAUGAUCGUCGUCUUGAUACUCACAGUAGGAUAUCAAUACUUCUUGAACGAGGCUUUCUCUCCGCUCUUCCGUUACCUACCAAUCACAUUGGAGGAUGACGCUGUUCGUCGGGACGAAGAAUUCGCACGAGCUCAACGCAUAAGACACGGUCUUCCUGUCGAUUACGGCGAGGAGGAAGAGGAUGACGCCAAAAACGGACAUGCUUCUGAAUCACGGCAAGCGGGAUACAACGAGCAUGAUUUUGGAACUGACCGAAAAGAGAUCGAGCUUCAAGACAUUAACCGGGACAGCAAGGACGAAGAGCAAGGGAAUAAAAACAGUCUUUUGACCAGAAACCUCAGCACCAUGAGCAAACGGGUCAGCGGAAUGACAGCCGUCUCAUGGGCUGAUCGUUCACGAAAUCGACGCUCCAAAUACUUCGGUACAAACUCCGGGUACGAUGUCCCCAGCAUCCAAAAACUGCGGCAACAACUAGCCUAUGAAGCCGAAGAUGAAGAGACACGAGGCACAGGCACAAACCCCGUUGGCCGCUCCCUUUUCGCCGGCAUCCACGAUGAAUUAGAGGAUCUGACCCCCGACGAACGUGACCAGCUCGUCCAGCGAGCCUUCCAGCACGAAGCGCUACGAGCGAAAAGACCUGUGAUAUGGAUCCCCCGCGAUGACCUCGGGGUAAGCGAUGACGAGAUUUACUGUACUCAACGGUUCAGUAAAUAUUUAUGGAUUAGUAAUGAAUAUCAAGCGUUGGAUGGGAAGUGUCGAACUAUUUUCAGUCGCAGCCCGCCUGAUUUUUCGGAGGUUGAUUUGAUUCAGCUAUGA
Molecule: messenger RNA, 3615 nt
Organism: Talaromyces marneffei
Lineage: Eukaryota; Fungi; Ascomycota; Eurotiomycetes; Eurotiales; Trichocomaceae
Exons: 2
Coding region: 1-3615 (1204 amino acids)
Cellular component (GO): plasma membrane
Molecular function (GO): calcium-activated cation channel activity
Source: RefSeq, a predicted model, not a curated record